AUGUCCUCUUCCAAAAAGCGCAUGUACUUUCACGCUACGUUCCGUCGAAGAUCAAAUGUCAGAUACUCUGGGCCCAGAGCAAAAGAUUUCCUUGCAUUCAGGCAACGCUAUCUGGUUACAUUCAGUGCCGAUUUCGAAUACAUGGAAUUUACAGCUUGUUCAAUAUCGAAGGACUUAGAAUUGGAAACAGAGAGGCUAUUCGAACUCCUGACACCAAGCGGACUUCGUAAAUUCUGGGUCACAGACUCAAAGUUCACCUUAGACGAUAUCCCAAGUCCAAAAUGGAAAGGGAGGAUCAUCAUGGAUACUGAAGACUAG
Molecule: messenger RNA, 318 nt
Organism: Fusarium poae
Lineage: Eukaryota; Fungi; Ascomycota; Sordariomycetes; Hypocreales; Nectriaceae
Exons: 1
Coding region: 1-318 (105 amino acids)
Source: RefSeq, a predicted model, not a curated record